CCGCCCUCUUCCGGUAUACAGGUGAGCAUAUGGGCGGUAACUCACAGGGGUUCAGCAAAGACGGAGGAGAAUUUUCGUUUUGGGGACAAAAUAAAACACUCAGGAGAACAUGUGUGGCUUUGACGAGCAGAAAGGGCCCGGGAGGCUGAUGACUAAAGGAUUAACACUCAUCGUUCUCGGUCAUAUUAAUUUCAUCCUGGGCGCUAUCGUUCACGGCAGUGUUUUACGGCACAUCUCUAAACCCAGUGGAACAAUAUCUACAGAGUACACUGUGUCCAAUAUCAUAGCUGUCACCUCAGGACUGCUGAGUAUUGCAAGUGGAAUUGUUGCAAUAUUGGUGUCAAGAAAUAUCAAGAAUUUCAAACUACACGUGGGCCUGUUGGUGAGCUCCUUCUUAAAUGCCCUGCUCUCUGCAGCCUGCUGUGUGGGUCUACUGCUGGCCAUCAGCCUCACCAUUUCAGCUGACGGCAGUGUCCUCAUGCAGGGCUGCAACAAAACGGACAUUCCCAUUAAUGCUCGCUCGCCCGUCUCUGUCAACUGCCCCUUCGACACAACACGCAUUUAUGACACAACUCUAGCUUUGUGGUUCCCGUGUACUCUACUUUCAGCCAUGGAGUCUGGUCUGUCUGUGUGGUGCUUUAUAGUGGGUCUUACUCUUAGAGGCAUCGGACCUUGUGCUCACUUUUACCUCAAAGAACAACUGGAGGAAGACGCGUUGGCACACACAUCAAAAAUGGAUCCAGAAUUUUCAGCCCCGAGCCAAUCUCUGAUCGCACGCCAUUCUUGCCAGCAAUAGGCAGGAACAUCAAUCAAAAAUCUGAGAUUUGAUGAAACUCUGACUGAAUGAAUAAAGCAGACUGAAAUGUAUGUAUUAGUAUGUAUUUAGUUUUUAGUCCAUUUUGGAAAAUGCAAAUGUUUGUGCUACUAUGGCUUCAUAACAGUUUUUGAUUUAUAUUAUUCAAAAAAGUAAUGAGUUUACAUUCAUUUAAAGCUUACAUUUAGGUUUUUGAGCAUAUUUAACUCUAACUGGAUUUUAUAUCCAUUUCGAACAAUUUGUUUAGCUAUCAUCGUUUUAAAUACUAAAUAUUUAACAAUUUGAAUUGUUAACCUUUUGUUGAUUAACCUGUUUAAAAUUAUUCACAUAUACACUAUAUGACCUCCAUCUGAUUAGUGUUUGAGGUAAAUGCAAUCUUUUAUAUUUUAUUUACCAAAGAUUUUGUGCACUCCAUUGUUGGUGGCUGUAUUAAAUACUGGAUAAAUCAGGAGAAAUACGUUUGUUCUGACAGAGAGAAUGAAAAGUUUUGAAUUGAGAGGAAUGGUGCUUAUUCUGGUGGAAUUUGUAUCUAGUUUAUAGGAUGACGGAAAGCUUAGUCUCAGAGUGCUGAGAGGUGAAGAAGUCAUUGUUUUUAGAAGCGUGUGACACUUUUAAAGCAAGUAAGGUGUUCAAUGUUUGGGAUAUACCACAGUGUUCCUGUUGAAGCAUAUGAAUGAAUUUGUAUUAAUUGUUAUGUUUUAAUCAAAUCCCUAAUUUUUAUUGUACCUAUUCAAAAUGUAUACAAUUUGUUGUUAUUAAUAAUAAUAAAAAUAAAAAUGUUGAA
Messenger RNA from Silurus meridionalis, 1598 nucleotides. Its product is annotated as keratinocyte-associated protein 3. Lineage: Eukaryota; Metazoa; Chordata; Actinopteri; Siluriformes; Siluridae. The transcript is spliced from 7 exons. The coding region runs from base 110 to 796 and encodes 228 amino acids. The record is from RefSeq and is a predicted model, not a curated record.